UCCUUUCCCUUAUUCCUUGUACUCAUCACCAAAAUUACAAUAUGAGGAAGUUCGCGUUAGUUCUCUUGCUUAUACUCGCAAUAUCAAACCUUACCCUAUUCCCACGCUGGGGCUCAGCACUUCAGCAAAACUACUAUGCCAACAUUUGCCCUAAUGUGGAGAGCAUAGUCCGUGGCGCUGUCACGCAAAAAUUUCAAGAGACCUUUAAUGCUGUUGGUGCCACCAUUCGUCUCUUCUUCCAUGACUGCUUCGUUGAGGGUUGUGAUGGCUCUGUACUAAUCUCAUCAACACCGACCAACACGGCCGAGAGGGACUACCCGGAUAACCAAUCCUUGAACGAAGACGGGUUCGACACUGUGGAUCGAGCUAAGGCGGCGGUAGAUGCAGAUCCCCAGUGCACGAAUAAGGUGUCCUGCGCCGAUAUCCUCGCCUUGGCUACAAGGGAUCUCAUAGCUCUAGCUGGUGGGCCGUCUUACGCAGUCGAGUUGGGUCGAUUCGACGGGCUGAGCUCGACGGUGGGCAGCGUUGUCGGGAAGUUACCCGCACCAACUUUCGACUUGGACCAACUCACCGGCAUCUUCGGGUCCAAUGGGCUUUCAAUGCUAGAUAUGAUUGUUCUCUCAGCGUGCCACACGGUAGGGUUUGCCCACUGUGGCAUAUUUUCGGACCGGUUGUACAACUUCGCCCCAGGGAGCCCAAUGGACCCAACACUCAACAAGAACUACGCGGCGCAGUUGAUCUCGUCGUGUCCCCCGAACCCGAACCCGUCGUGGCACGUUUUCUUGGACCCGGUCACCCCCGGUGCCUUCGACAACCAGUACUUCAAGAACCUGCAACAAGGAAUGGGGCUCCUAUUCUCCGACCAGGUUCUGUUCAACGACACUCGCUCGCAAUCCACCGUUAACUCUUUAGCCUCCAGCUCCUCGCGGUUCGAGCAGGCGUUUGUCGUGGCCAUCACCAACAUGGGUCGGGUCGGGGUUAAAACUGGGUUACAGGGCAAUAUCCGCGAAAAUUGUCGCGUCUUCAACUGAUUACUUAAAAAGAUUUCCUAGUAGAAAUUUGUUGAUUGUGAAAGUUCUAGUUUACUAAUAAAGAAGUUUAUAUAUUCGUCCUCAUGUUGGAUUUGUUACGGUGGAUGAUGGUCAUUUAGAUCAAGAUUAAAGCAUGGGUCGCAGUUACACCAAAAUAAAAGUUGCUCAGGUAGUUGAAUUGGGUCGAGCACAACGAACCAUAUAGUUUCUUGUGUCUGUGCACAAAUUCUAAAUGUAAUUUAUUUUUGAUCAUUUGAAAUAUAUGUUAUUUAUAUGUCUUGCAUUAUUUUC
Ananas comosus (pineapple) is the source of this 1322-nucleotide messenger RNA. RefSeq names its product peroxidase 16-like. The transcript is spliced from 4 exons. The record is from RefSeq and is a predicted model, not a curated record. NCBI's taxonomy places the organism in Eukaryota, Viridiplantae, Streptophyta, Magnoliopsida, Poales, Bromeliaceae. Gene Ontology annotation, biological process: response to oxidative stress; hydrogen peroxide catabolic process. Gene Ontology annotation, molecular function: peroxidase activity; heme binding. Bases 42 to 1031 code for a protein of 329 amino acids.